UACCUGUUUCUUAAAUAAAACGCUACUGCCACUUGAAAGUUGAAAGGAAAAAAGGGGAAAAAAAAUAAACCCACUGAUGGCCUAAAACGUCGCCGCUUCGUAUGGGGAGAUUGAAUACCCGGUGCAGUCGGUUGUUCUUAUUCUACCGACAAUGCUGGAUCAAAGAAAGAAAACACCAAGCACUGUUAACAGAUACAGUUUAAAAAUAAGAAGAAAAAGUGAAAAACAGACAGAAUAAACAAUUACUACUGUCAUUUAGUUAAAAACUGUUUUCAUUUUUCAUUUUUGGGUUUGGAAACUGAAGCUUUCUUCUCCACCAACAGAGAAAAAGUCGAAAAAAGCCGACUGUCAUACAGAGUUUUAUCAAAAAAAGAAAGAAAAAGAACAUUACAGAAUACAGAGAUAAAAAAAAAAACCAAAACCCCCAAAAAAUCCAUCCUUAGCCACACAUAAAUGUUUUUAUGAGACUUUCAAUCUUUCAACAUCUUGUUUCCAUGGCCUACAAGACCCAAAUCACCACAACUCAUUUCUUCCUUCUAUUGAUCAUCAAUUCAGCAUCUUCUCAACAAAUCCUGAAUACUGAAUCAACAUCAAACCAAGCAACAACAGCAGAAUGCAACAACCGCUGGAUCCACAUCAGGAACCUCCCAUCUAGAUUCAAUCUUGAUCUACUUACUAACUGUUCUGAAUACCCACUUUUUGAUGACUUUUGUCCUUACUUAGCAAACCAUGGGUUAGGACAAAAAACCCAUAUCAAAUCUCGCAGUUGGUACCGAACUGAUCCUUUGUUACUUGAACUAAUUUUCCAUAGAAGAAUCCUGGAAUACCCUUGUCUUACAAAUGACCCUAAUGUUGCAAAUGCUGUCUUUCUUCCUUACUAUGCUGCCAUUGAUUCUUUAAGGUAUUUGUAUGGUCCUGAUGUCAAUUCCAGCUUCCAACAUGGGAUGGAAUUGUUUGAGUUUUUGCAAUAUGAUGAACCUGGAAUAUGGGAACGGCAUGUGGGUCAUGAUCAUUUUUUGGUUAUGGCUAGACCUGCUUGGGAUUUCUCUCAGCCAUUGGAUAAUGAUCCUCCUAUAUGGGGCACUUCAUUUCUUGAAUUGCCUGAGUUUUACAACGUCACUGCUUUGGUUCCUGAGGGAAGAGCUUGGCCUUGGCAGGAGCAUGCUGUGCCUUAUCCUACGUCGUUUCAUCCUUCGAAUUUGGCAUGCUUAGAGGCUUGGAUUCAACGGGUGAAGACGUCCAGGAGGACUGCUUUAAUGUUGUUUGCUGGUGGCGGAGGAAUUAGUGCCACCCCGAAUAUCAGAAGGAGUAUAAGGACCGAGUGUGAGAACAGUAGCAUCAACAGCAACAGCAGCAGCUUCGACGUUCUUAAAAGUAAUGGAAUAUACUCAAAGACAUGUCAUACAGUGGAUUGCUCGAAUGGGAUAUGUGAGCAUGAUCCUAUACGGUACAUGAGGCCUAUGCUACAAGCAACCUUUUGUUUGCAGCCUCCAGGGGAUACUCCAUCUAGAAGGUCAACUUUUGAUGCAAUCACUGCAGGUUGUAUACCAGUUUUCUUUGAAGAAUUGUCAGCAAAAAUGCAGUACGGUUGGCAUUUGCCGGAGGAGAAGUAUGCAGAGUUCUCAGUGUUUAUACCAAAGGAGGAGGUGGUUUUUAAAGGUUUAAAGAUUUUGGAUGUGUUAAUGGGGAUACCAAGAAGAGAGGUUACGAGAAUGAGGCAAUCUGUUUUGGAGUUGAUCCCUAGAGUUACGUAUAGAAGGCAUGGUAGUUCACUGGGAUUGAGGACCACGAAGGAUGCAUUUGAUAUGGCAAUAGAUGGAACCCUACAAAGGAUCAAAGAUAAGAUUGCUAACCUGAUAGAAGGAUGACCCAAAUUCAAUUUUAUUUCUU
This is a messenger RNA of Durio zibethinus, 1890 nucleotides long. RefSeq names its product putative xyloglucan galactosyltransferase GT19. NCBI's taxonomy places the organism in Eukaryota, Viridiplantae, Streptophyta, Magnoliopsida, Malvales, Malvaceae. The record is from RefSeq and is a predicted model, not a curated record. Gene Ontology annotation, molecular function: glycosyltransferase activity.